Messenger RNA from Diversispora eburnea, 804 nucleotides. The record is from the annotation of a GenBank genome assembly. NCBI's taxonomy places the organism in Eukaryota, Fungi, Glomeromycota, Glomeromycetes, Diversisporales, Diversisporaceae.
AUGAAAGAUUUUAAAUAUGAUACAGUUGAAUUUUUGAAAAUGAUAAAGAAAAUUCAUUGUUUUGAUGACUAUGACUUUAUUGCUAAAAAUUAUGGAAUUUCAAAAAAUCCAACUACACAAAACUACAUUUUUGUCACGGAAUCAUUUGAUGAUGACUUACAUAAUUUUUUAGCGAAAACUUUUUGGGAUUUAGGGUGGGAAGAGAAAAUAAACAUAUUAUUUUCAAUAGCAUCGGGUCUUGAAAUGUUACAUACAGAAAGUGUAAUUCAUUGUAACCUUCAUAGUGGAAAUAUUUUAAAUCUUACGAAACAUGGUUUUGCUUCAUGUAUAGAUUUAGAUCUAUUUAAAUUAGAAAGUGAAUUAAUUUUGAAUUCUAAUAACAAAAAUAGAAAAAUUUAUGGAUCAAUUCCAUAUCUUCCACCUGAGUUGAUGUAUCGAUGUUGGAGUGAUGAUCCUUCUGAACGUCCAUCUUCUACUGAAUUAAGUGAUCUAUUUUGUGAAAUAUUUGAAAAAUUUGAUGAUAAUAUAGUUGAUAAUGAUGUCAUGCGACAACAUAAAAUUGCUGAUGAAAAUCAAAAAAAUACAUCAAAAUCUCAAAAGCAAGAAUUAUUUGAAUUAUUUUCACAUUCAAGUAAGUUGCAUCCUCAAACAUGUUAUAUUAGCCGAUAUAUUCAUACUCUUCAUGGAUUGCAUUAUUUAUUGGAGGAUCUCAAAUCUGGAAAAUCAGCAGAUCCUAAUUUAUUAUUAAAGUCCAAUGAACCAACUGCUUCUGAUGUUAAUACUACUUAUAAUAUAAAUUAUUAA